CGAAUUGCGUCCUCGAAUAGUAAGAAAGCUCGUGAGGGUUCGCCCAGGUAUGCGAAUACCUUCCUAUCCGCCAGGUAUCCAUCGAGAGGUAUUCCUUCGUACUUCUCCAACCGAAUCGAAGUUACUGUGGUUGGGUCAUCGCUGGGCAUAGUGAUCGACUGGUAG
Molecule: messenger RNA, 165 nt
Organism: Acaulospora colombiana
Lineage: Eukaryota; Fungi; Glomeromycota; Glomeromycetes; Diversisporales; Acaulosporaceae
Source: the annotation of a GenBank genome assembly